Molecule: messenger RNA, 204 nt
Organism: Zychaea mexicana
Lineage: Eukaryota; Fungi; Mucoromycota; Mucoromycetes; Mucorales; Lichtheimiaceae
Exons: 1
Biological process (GO): regulation of transcription by RNA polymerase II
Cellular component (GO): nucleus
Molecular function (GO): RNA polymerase II cis-regulatory region sequence-specific DNA binding; DNA-binding transcription factor activity, RNA polymerase II-specific
Source: RefSeq, a predicted model, not a curated record
UGUUGUAUGUGCACUCGAGCUUUUGCGCGCAAACAUGAUCUGCAACGGCACGUCCGCGUCCAUACUGGUGACAAGCCCUAUGUCUGUUUGUGUUGCAAAAAGGCAUUUGCUCGAACAGACGCUCUCAAACGUCACCUUAGAAUGGAGGAGGCAUGUCGUCUAAGUCCCGAAGUACAAGCCAUGAAGUGUGCCGGCAAACGUCGG